Molecule: messenger RNA, 1363 nt
Organism: Uranotaenia lowii
Lineage: Eukaryota; Metazoa; Arthropoda; Insecta; Diptera; Culicidae
Exons: 2
Coding region: 81-1016 (311 amino acids)
Molecular function (GO): protein binding
Source: RefSeq, a predicted model, not a curated record
GCCGGCGAAGUGCCUUAGUAGACAUCCAUAUCUUGAUCGGUGCAGUUUCACUUAGAACUUACUUACUGUUGAGCUUUAGAAUGAUUUUUCUGACUAAAAGAUUACUUGUCAUCUUAACGAUCGUGACUCUAACAGUCGCCGAUCGCAUCUACAUCUGUCAGCAUCAGCUGAAAGUUACCGGUGAUGGUUUCCUGAAGUUCCACGAUGAUUGCCGUAACUACGACGACGCAGUCUUGGCCAGGACCAGCUUCAACGAGGAUCGAGAGGUGUGGAUCCGAAACGGAACCAUUGAUGAUAUUGAUCGACUUCUCAAUGGCAGUUUGUACCACGUCACUCAUCUGAAGAUCACCAAUCUGGCUGCCGGUGAGGGAUCUCGAUCGCUGGAACGAUUCCCCAUUGAGCCGGAACGUUUUGCGGUUCUCGAUUUGACCAACAGUGGGAUUCAGCGGUUGGAGAUAAAAGACGUUGACUAUCGCUUAACACAUUUGGACGUGAAGCAGAAUCGACUCACAACAUUGACUAAUAUGAAGUUUCUAACGGGGUUGGAAUCCCUCAAGGCCGAUCGGAACGCCAUCGAUUCGUUUUCAUUGGACGAUUUCAAGGAUCUCAAACAGCUGAUUGUACUUUCGUUGAAGUCGAACCAGAUCAAAAGUGUAACGGCGACGGGUCCAAUCUUCCUGCCCAAGUUGAGAUCCCUAUUUUUAUCGGACAACCAACUGACAGAUCUGAACGUAACUCAUUGGGAGUUCCCGAAUCUAAACUCAUUUUUCGUGGAUGACAACUCAUUGACCGUCAUUAGUGGUAAUUCAAGGGGAAAAUUCCCCAAUACCUGGGAGAUUGCCCUCGGAGGACGCAAUAAUUGGGACUGCCAGUGGUUUGACAACCUGUUGGCUUUCCUGAAAGAAGAUCGACGAUUUGCCCUGCAGAUGUUUGGCGAUGAACCUAGCUGUCCGGAUCAAAGCCGCAUGGAAGGAUUCAUUUGCUGUCGUAAUGUGUACGAUAAUCAAGUGGCUUAGCUUAAUUGGUUGCGGGAGAUAUAAAAAAAAAGUUCAACAGGUCUGCAGUAGGACGCAAUAAAUCAGAUAACUCGUUCUGGCCAGCGAUGUAACCAGAAAUGGUGAGGGAAACAAAUCAAUUAUAUUAUGAAGAAGGACCAAUUAAUUAGCACUUGCUCGCUGAACUUUGGCUUCGAAGUCAUGGUGAGGGGAUGGCCGAUGAUGAUGAUGAUGAUGUUAAUGAUAAUGAUUACAAUGGUGAUAAUGAACUCAAUGGUGAUAACAGUGUUGGUGGAUCUGUAAAAAUGAAUCAUUACUUGGGCAGUUAAUGUUUCAAUAAAUAAUUAUUGGUUUACCGUUUCAGUGGA